Adineta ricciae is the source of this 324-nucleotide messenger RNA. The record is from the annotation of a GenBank genome assembly. NCBI's taxonomy places the organism in Eukaryota, Metazoa, Rotifera, Eurotatoria, Adinetida, Adinetidae.
AUGGGUGGUGUUUUCGGAACUGCAGCGCACUAUCUGCAACGAUUACUCGAGAAACUGGCAGCUGAAUCUGCUGACAAUUUUGAAAACGACGGGGAAGUCCAAGAAGCAAUGGAACAUCAAAAUUUCAGCAAUUGUGAAAAAGAUACGCAAAAUUUUUAUAAUUUAGCUGUUUGUGAUAGAUCUAAUACUGGAAAAACCACAUUAGUUAAUUGUCUUCGGGGUCUUCCGGAUGCGAGAAAAACAAUUGAUUUCGUCUACAGAGAAGAUGCACCGGCACCUAUUGGUAUCAAUGAAACAACAACAAAACCUACACGCUACCGUUGA